CAUAUGUAAGAAUAUAUGAAGGUAUGUCAAAAUAUUUCAAGAAUAACAAGAGCGAUGGUGAUGAGGAAAACAAGUCUGUUUCAAAAUCUGGAGUUAAACCAAGAUCUUAUUCCUGUAAACCAGAUAUUGGCCCUUCAGGUGAUCACAAGCCAAUAGAAAGGCUUCCGUUCGAAACCAGACCCAACUUGAGGGUGAACAUGUGGUUGAAUAAUGUAGGAUCGGGAAGUUCCCGAACUUCCCAGAGCAACAGCGAGCUUUACACAAUCGACGAGGAUCACUUGGAAAAGAUAAAUUUCAUUCGAAGAAGAUUAGAUAUGGCGGAACUGAAUGAUCCUGAGGAAUUGCACAGAACGGAGGUUGAUUUAAGAAGGGAGGAACCUGGAAGAAACAAAUCGGAUCAACUCGCUUGUCCUUUGAAAGAAGAGUGCACCAUCUGUCGACGAUGUAGGGAGGAGAAAUUAAACAUCAGGCCGUCGUUGUCUUCCAUCAGCGAAAAAUCCAAUAUAUCGAACGCAUCGACGCAGUCGGCAGUCAGGUAUAAACCGCCACCGAAAAAAAUAUGUUUGAAAGCUGCGACGUCUACAGAAACAGCGUCCAUUAACUCCCGUAAAACGGAUUGCGCCAAAACCGAUGUUAUCGAAAUUCCUGGCUUAGAUUUGGGCAACGAUCAGGAACAGCUCAGCAACGAGAACAAAUCCGUUCAGUGUACUAGCAAAGAUACCGAACGAACCUCCCAGUCGACGGACUACUGGAAACCAAAAUGUGUCCGCCACGAUGACGCUGGUGACAACAUCGAUUUAGUCGAGGUGGACCUAUACAUCGAGCCAGAAAUAGUGGUUAAACAACCGGGAAAACCCACAGGACUUUCCAGUAAAAACUGCAUCAAAUUCUUGCCGAUCAGAGAUGACGAAGUAACCACUUCUGGAAAAUCGAAUAAGAACGAAUUUUUCGACGAAAUAGUGUCGAAUUGUAGUUUCUCCCUGGGACAACUAUCAGCGCCUCUGGUGCCUUCCCAUGAUUCCUUCUUCAAGUCCAAGAAGAAACAGAAGAAACGACGGUUGAAAAAGAGGGGAUUCAGUGUGGUGGAAGGGGUAAAACUGGAUAAAUCGAGCAUAGAAAUAAGAAGAACCUUUCCGGACACGUCAGAAACGUCAGAUGCUUUGGAAGAAAUCGAAACAGAUGAAAUUUCCGGCAUUAACUCGGACACAGACGCUAAAACUUUCGAUAGUAAGUUAAUGGCCAGCUUGGCUAUCCCAUCUAAAAUAGUCAAACCCGUAAAAUUACCGCUUGUUGCAAAAUUAACCGAAAUGAUGAAAGGGGGGCGCUGUAAAAAGAGUAAAGAUGUGGAACAUAGAAGUUGCAUGUUCGAAGAUGACAUUUGUUCUGUGAAAAACGUUCAGAGGCAAAACGACACGUAUGUUAGGGCGGGUGCGGAAUUUAACAACUACAGGGAAGCCGCCGAGGAGCUCCUAACGAUAAACGAAACCAAGAAAGUCAAAGAAGACGGUUGCCACCAGAGGUCACAAAAAAUCCCCAAUAAAUACAGCACGAAAAAACGGCAAUCCGUAGAUUACGAAUUUUACUCGGAGGGUCUGCCUCAAAGUAGAACCUGCGAGGUUUUACAUCUCAGCCAUCAGCAGCAGGUCGAAGACGAUAGCGACUCAGAGUGUCUGAGGGCGAUCGAAAAUUGCUGUUGCAUCAGGAGGAUAUUCAAGAAGAAGACGCCGACUUUUUUCUCUAACUGAGGGGUUCGAUACGCUGAGAGAAUGAUGGCCGUUAUUUUGUGCGGAAAUGAUUAUGGCUUAGCGUGCAACAUCGACGGACAGAGGAAGUGGAAUAAUAAGUGGUGAAAUGAAUCUAGCUGGAUAAGUUCGAAAUAAAAUAAAUGAAUGCGAAUGUAAACUGGUUUCAAGAAAUUCUGUUUCAUGUGCGAUCGUUAUCGCUGUUCAUUAUGUAUAUCUGAUUAGUUCUGUUGUGAGGUAAUGUCUAAAUAAUUGUUUGACUGUGGAGUUUUCGUGUUUUACUGUGGCUUGAAGGAAAUA
This is a messenger RNA of Coccinella septempunctata (seven-spotted ladybird), 2042 nucleotides long. RefSeq lists its product as uncharacterized. The record is from RefSeq and is a predicted model, not a curated record. The coding region runs from base 24 to 1745 and encodes 573 amino acids. The transcript has 2 exons. Lineage: Eukaryota; Metazoa; Arthropoda; Insecta; Coleoptera; Coccinellidae.